CGGUCAUCCCUGUCCAGCCACAUCUGUCAUCCGUUGCGAAGAAAAUAGAAAAUACAGAAAUCCACCAAGAUGGUGAUUAUUAUUUAGCGAAAAUAGUUGACCCGCGAUUUUGGUCCGCUUAUCGAGUGUUGUUUGCGUUUCGAAAGACAUCCGUGCGUGCAAAAUUAUCUAGUGAUAUUAAUGAAGAAUUCGGUGUUCGAAAUCGGUGCGAGUUUGGGGUGGAAAUUGUUGCGUUGAUGAUUCGGUAACCGAGAUUUCCCUGUUGAUUACCUUGAAUUCACGUUCGUGCGCAGAGGCGAAAGAGAUCAGCGAAAAUAUUCCUUUAUAUCUAUUGUUGAUGCCUAGGAUUAGUUUCUACAGUGGUGACGCAAAAAACAACCAGCCGAAGCAACAGCAAUUUAAACACGGCAUUAACAAGAAGUGGUGUGUUCGGAACGAACAGUUAGUUUAGUGCAAAGUGGAGGGGGAAGAAACUAUGUCGGACGAUUCGUCCCCUUUAUGCCAGCAAAAGCAACCGGAGGAAGACGGAAACAAAUCGAAAGAUGAAUCACAACCUGAUGUGUCCCAGAACCAGAACCAACAGCCACAGGCAUCGAAGUGGAUUUGCGAGUAUUGCACCUACGAGAAUUUCCCACUGUCGCUGAAGUGCACCAUGUGCAAGGGGCAGAAACCCCUGUUGAAUGAGGAUAUUUUUAGAUUGAGUCCUACGCAGCAGUUGAGUACAACGAAAAAGUCAACUUCAAACCUAGCCAGCGGAUCGUCGGCUAUUUCUCCUUCAAACGAUGGUGACAGUACUCUAAAAUGGUUCUGCAAUACUUGUACCUACCUCAACCUAUCUCAUGCUCGUCGCUGUCUACAAUGCAACCGUAAACGGGAAGAUGAAGUUCUGAUCAAACAGUUAGGCCAGCAGAAGUCCUUACCCGAGAAGCCUACAGCCUCAAAGGUUAUUUCCGAAUACGAUAGUCUUAGUGACCAACUGAACGCUCUCAAUAUAAGUCGAAGUACUGGCGAAGAAGAAUUUCUCGACCUGUUUCACCCGGGAAUCGACAAAAGUCGGAAACGACGAAAUAACUCACCUAUCAAUAAAGGAUCCACUGCUUCAGAGCGACCCGCAGAUGGCCUGAAAGACAGUGAUAGUGGAGGGGCCAAACAUCAGUCACCGACAUCGAUUUCUCCAGUGAACACUUGUCCUCGCGCUUCUACCACUGCUGGCAAAUGGUCUUGCUCAGUUUGUACUUACGAAAAUUGGCCAAAAGCAUUGAAAUGUUCAAUGUGCUUACAUCCGCGAGAAACCAACAGUGGUCGUAAUAGUCAGGCUUCCGCCAAACAUUCACCCGAACACGAUGAGAAUGUGGCCAGCAACAUAGUGGUUAACAAUAAACGUAAUCAACAGUUGGCUCGCGAACAAGAACCAAUGAACAAUCUGGACGUAUAUCAACAGGAACGAUAUAUGCGUCAACUUAGGCGGCAGCCAGAUUGGCAGUGGCUCAAUGCUUGUAUUGGGAUAGCGGAGAACAACGUGGGGGCAGUGGAAAGCUAUUUAAGUUGCGGAGGAGAUGCGGGUAGAGCUCUUACCCCUGCCGAAGUUAGUCUGUUAAAUCACAACAAUAUUGCUUUCGAUGUUGGUCACACCCUGAUCCAUCUUGCUAUUCGAUUUCAUCGCGAUGAAAUGUUACCGCUGCUUUUGGCUCAAAUCUCAGGUUCAGGUCCAGGUAUCAAAAGGGUACCAUCCUACGUUGCUCCUGACCUAGCAAGUGACAUUCGUCGUCAUUUUGCCCACUUGUUGCGAAUUCGAAAAGCGUCCUUUAGUUGCCAGUAUGUGACCGAACAUGCUACAUUUUCGCUGCCAGCCGACAUCGAAGAACUUCCACUGGCCCUUCAGGAGCAGUUGUACGAAGAACUGCUCGAUCGGGAUGCUCAGAAGCAACUGGAGAUGCCACCGCCUGCUCUGAACUGGUCACUGGAGAUUACCGAACGAUUGGGUUCACGUUUGAUGGUGCUGUGGAAUCGGAGUGCCGGCGAUUGCUUGCUUGAUUCGGCCAUGCAGGCGACGUGGGGCGUAUUUGAUCGUGAUAAUACUUUAAGGAGGGCUCUGGCUGAUAGCUUACAUCAGUGCGGUCAUUUUUUCUAUCCUCGCUGGAAGGAGAACGAAGUAAUCCAGGCUGCGCUACUGCACUACACGUUAGCUGAAACGCAAUUGGAGGAGGAUUGGAGUACUCUUCUAUCGCUUGCCAGUCAUCCAGGAUCCUCACUCGAGCAGUUGCACAUAUUUGUACUUGCACAUAUUCUGCGCCGGCCUAUAAUCGUUUACGGAGUAAAAUACGUUAAAAGUUUCCGCGGCGAAGACAUCGGUUAUGCUCGCUUCGAGGGGGUUUAUCUACCGUUACUUUGGGAGCAAAGCUUCUGCAUAACUUCUCCGAUCGCUCUCGGCUAUACCAGAGGUCAUUUCAGUGCGCUAGUACCAACGGAACCGUACUCGCGAAUAGAUGCAGCUCGGGACGAUAGAGAAGACAUUACUUUUUUGCCACUUAUGGAUUGCGAGAUGAAGCUUUUGCCUAUCCAUUUUCUAAAUAAUAGCGAGAUCGGUCGGGAAGAGGCUAUUAUGCGUCAAUGGCUAGAUAUCUGCGAAACUGAAGGGUUAUUAGUAGCACAGCAGAAAUUGCAUAAACGUCCACUGUUAGUCGCUCAAAUGCUUGAGGAAUGGCUUAAUCACUACCGGAGAAUAGCUAUCUCAAGACUUUUUUAAUCUUCGAAACCGCUUGCUGGGAGAUUUUAAGAAUGAUUCAUUUUAACCGUAGAGCAGAGAUACGACACGACAAAUUCCUGUUGAGUAAAACAACUAUAGCUGGAAAAUAUCCAAAACUCGGGCUUUGAAAUAAUCUACGAAAAUAGCAGUUUCACAUUUGCAUCGAAAGUCAAUUAUUGUAAUGUUAAAAAAAACUACAGCAAAAAUCAAAACCGUAUCAUAAAUCGAUUAUUCGCUUUAUUCUGCACAAAUGCUGUUAUACCUACUAGCAAUGAAUCCACUGACGACGGUGUCUAAACGAUACCGGAUGGACGUCCCAAAAUCUCGGAUGCUAUAAGACCAAUAUCGUAACCCUAUACAGUUUCCCACCAAUCCUAUAAAGCAGUGUAGCACACAGUAGUUGUUUGCGAGAAUUGAUAACUAAGCGAUGCACUAAGUACUUUACAAUUUGAAAAAUUGCUAAAUACCAUGCCAACUAAUCAAGAUAGAUCCAAUCUAUUAACUCGAACACUACAGCUCUGUUAUGUUUGUUAAGUUUUAUGGAAUUUAAAACUACUCUGGGUUUCUACUUUGGUGUGUACAUAUUUUCGUUCAAUCGAAUUUUUAAGUGAGUUAUCUAUAUACAUAAAUGACGCAAAUAAAUUAUUUUCAAAACUCA
Aedes aegypti (yellow fever mosquito) is the source of this 3404-nucleotide messenger RNA. It is a transcript of the gene trbd, whose product is annotated as ubiquitin thioesterase trabid. The record is from RefSeq and is a predicted model, not a curated record. The coding region runs from base 476 to 2746 and encodes 756 amino acids. Gene Ontology annotation, cellular component: cytoplasm; nucleus. The transcript has 6 exons. Gene Ontology annotation, biological process: protein K33-linked deubiquitination; protein deubiquitination involved in ubiquitin-dependent protein catabolic process; protein K29-linked deubiquitination. NCBI's taxonomy places the organism in Eukaryota, Metazoa, Arthropoda, Insecta, Diptera, Culicidae. Gene Ontology annotation, molecular function: K63-linked polyubiquitin modification-dependent protein binding; cysteine-type deubiquitinase activity.